This is a messenger RNA of Geosmithia morbida, 1866 nucleotides long. RefSeq names its product Alpha-tubulin suppressor. NCBI's taxonomy places the organism in Eukaryota, Fungi, Ascomycota, Sordariomycetes, Hypocreales, Bionectriaceae. The record is from RefSeq and is a predicted model, not a curated record. The transcript has a single exon. Gene Ontology annotation, biological process: mitochondrial respiratory chain complex III assembly. Bases 1 to 1866 code for a protein of 621 amino acids. Gene Ontology annotation, cellular component: mitochondrial inner membrane.
AUGAACGCCUUUCGUGCCGUCACUCUCAGACAAGGAGUGACGCCACUCCCGCGAUUACGAGUAUGGUUGCGCAACGCCAGCAGCAGCAGCAGCGGCGGCGGCGGCGGCGGCCGGCGUAAGACGUCAUCGAAGAGGUUCGGCAAGUUUGCCAGCGUCGCAGCCGUAUUCGGCGGCGCAGCAGCAACAUCAUACUACUUCCCAGUCGUCAAGGAGAUGGUGGGUGUGCUCAUGAUGACCGAGGAGGACAGGGCAGCCCGCGAUGGCCCCAAGUUUGCGCAGCCCGAGCUCAAGUUUGAGCCGGUGGUGUCCAACCCGGCCGAGGACCAGAGGAAGCUGCUGAGCUCGCAGAACCUGCAGGUUCUGCGCAGCUGGGAGCAUCCGGGCGUGUACGUGUGGGGGUCUAACGUGGGCAGGGUGGUUGACCCGGAGUCGGAGGACAAGUAUGUCAAGCAGCCUCGGCGCCUCAAGUUCUUUGAUGACAAGGUUCUACGCGACCUGAAGCUCACAAACACGUUUGGCGCAGCUGUGACAGAGAAGGGCGACCUGGUGCAGUGGGGGCUGGGGUUCUCCAAGGAUGACCCGCGGCCGGUGACCACGGUCAAAGGCAAGGACCUGGCCAAGAUUGACGUAUCGGCUGACCGCAUCAUUGCCCUGGCGCGUGACGGGUCCGUGUACGCCGUCCCUUCGUCUCAGGACGACCUCAAGUCGUUCGCGCUCGGGGAGACCAAGGCCAAGCGCUCGUCGUGGUCUCUGUGGGGGAGCAGCCCGGCUGUCCUGCGCACUCUGACCCCCGGCGGUCUCGGGUGGGGCGAGAGGGUGACGGACAUCAGCAGCGGGCUGGAACAUUGUCUGCUCCUGACAUCCAAGGGCCGCGUCUUCUCCCUCGCGUCCAGCAGCUCUGACUUUCCUUCCAAGGGCCAGAUGGGCAUCCCCGGCCUGACGUGGGAGACGAAGCCGCAGAACCAGGCGUACGACGUGGCACACGAGAUUACGGCCCUCAAGGACACUGAAGUUGUGCAGAUCGCCACGGGUGACUACCACUCUGCUGUGCUGGACAAGGCCGGCAACUUGUAUACCUUUGGCGACAACCUGUACGGCCAGCUGGGCUUCGAUAUGGACCCGGCCAACUCGACGGCGUGGGCGCCUGUGCACAUCCCCACCAACAAGCUGUACUACCACCAGGGAAAGCUCACCUCACGGGUGACGGGCGUGGCGGCCGGCGGGAACAACACAUACUUCUCCGUCGACGUCGACACGCCGGCCCCUGCCCCCGACGCCAAGCCGGGUAGGAGACUGCCCCCCACGACGUCGGACGUAUGGGCCUUUGGCCAGGGCGUGUACGGCGCUCUGGGUACGGGAAAAUGGACGCACGUGUCGGCAACGCCGGGAAAGAUCAAGGGUAUCUCGGGACGGUUCGAGUUUGACGAAAAGACCAACUCUCUGCAGCCCAUCCGCGUCAAGGCGCUCAACAUCGGCACCACGCACUGCGCCGCCGUCAUGGACAACGCGACCAACACGUCCGCGCCGCGCACCAGCGCAACGAGCAAGGCCAACCCCGACACUCCCACAAACUGGGGGUCCGACGUCGUCUUUUGGGGUGGCAACGAGUACUUCCAACUCGGCACGGGCAAAAGGAACAACCUGUGCGUGCCUGGAUACAUCCCCCCCUUCGAGGUCGAGACGGAGAAGGAGAAGGAGAAGGAGAAGGGCAAGAAGAGUAAGGCUGAGGAGAAGAGCCAGGAUAGGCUCUGUCUCACGCCGAGGGAAAACGUCAGGAUAGGCGAGGAUGGGAGGGGGCGCAGGCUGACGCUUGAGCAGAGGGUUGAGUGUGGACGGUUUGUGAGUGGUGUGUAUUCUGGGGUAUAA